CCGGGUCCCGGGACUGGGUGAUUGACAGCUCCCAGCGACCGGGACUCGGGACUGACACGUUGCCAGGGCCGUUUUGGGAAGCGGGAGACAUGGAUUCUGCUGUGCUGGACACAACCAACCCCUCUGAGGUCGAGGGCUACGACUUCCUGGAGCCAGGACACUCGGGCAAGGUUCUGGAGGGACUCUACAGCCUGUGGCUGAACCAGAUCUUCUGCGACGUCACCCUGUGUUGUGACGGGCAGGAGUUCCCCUGCCACCGCAUUGUGCUAGCCUCCUUCAGCUCCUACUUCAGGGCCAUGUUCUGCACGGGGCUGAUGGAGUCACGGCAGGAGCGAGUGGCCAUAAAUGGCGUGGAGCCACAGAUGGUGGGGCUGUUGGUGGCCUACUCCUACACCAGCCGCGUGCACAUCACCAGGGCCAACGUCCAGGCCCUGCUGGCUGCUGCCAACCUCCUGGAUGUCCCGCCGGUGAGGGAGGCCUGCUGCAAGUUCCUGGAGCAGCAGAUGGACGAGACCAACUGCGUGGGCAUCCACUGCUUCGCGGAGGCCCACUCCUGCGUGGAGCUGCAGGCCAGGAGCCUGGCGUACAUCCUGCACCACUUCCAGGCCGUCCACACGCAGGAGGAGUUCCUCUCGCUCUCCGCCGAGAAGCUGACUGAGAUCAUCUCCAGCGAUGACCUGAACGUGACCAGGGAGGAGACGGUCUUUGACGCUGUGGUGCUCUGGAUGGAGAGGGUUCGGUCGAGGAAGCACAACUUUGAGAAGAUCUUAGAGCACAUCCGCCUGCCCUUGAUCAGUCCCUAUUACAUCCACGACGUCAUCGAAUCCCAGAGCAUCGUCCAGGAGUCUCUCCCGUGCCAGCGACUGAUCGCAGAAGCCAAGGACUACCUCUUGUUGCAAGAUCGACGCGGUGAGAUCUUCGGACCCCGGACCCGCCCUCGAAGAUCAGCAGGGUCAAAUGAACUGAUUGUUGUAGCUGGCGGGGAAGACGACAAGUUGAUCCUGCGGUGUGUGGAAUCCUUCGAUCCUGUAGCCCGUGAAUGGAAGUGCCUUUCCUGUCUGCCCUUUGCCAUCAGUAAACACGGGCUGGUCGCCUCUGGUUGCACACUGUACGUGGCUGGAGGGGAGUUUCCCGAUGGGUCUGCAAGCAAGGAGAUGUGGCGUUAUGAUCCCUGUUACGACAUGUGGCAUAAGAUGGCCCCAAUGAAUGUGGCACGUUCUGAACUGGGUCUCGUCAUGUUGGAUGGCUACGUGUUUGCAGUGGGCGGAUGGGAAGGAACCUCCAGGUUGGAUUCCAUCGAGUGUUACAAUCCCCACACCAAUGCCUGGCGUUUCCUGGAAUCCAUGAAGAUAGCGGUGACCAGUCCUGCUGUGGUGGCUCUUCAGGGUCUCUUGUAUGUAGCAGGUGGAGCCGUGCUGGAAGAUGGUGAUGGCAUGAACUUGGUUCAGGUUUACAACCCAAAGACCAACACCUGGUCCGAGGUGGCUCCAAUGCAGAUUCCUCGCUCGGGAUCCGUUGCUUGUGUCCUCCAAGGAAAGAUUUACGUCAUUGGUGGUUGGCACGCUUCAACAGAGAACACCAACAAGGUGGAGCAGUACGACCCCAAGACCAACGCAUGGAAGAUGUGUGCCCCAAUGAACGAGAGGCGCUACCGGCCAGGGGUGGCUGUGAUCGAUGGCAAGAUCUACGUGAUGGGAGGAGAGGAAGGAUGGGAUCGGUACCACGACACCAUUGAACAGUACAGUGAAGAGGAUGACAAAUGGGAGAUAUUUGGAGAGAUGCUGACAAGUCGCAGUUGGUUAAGCUGUGCUACUGUGCCGAUCCGGAAGGAGACUUGGCCCAGCCACCUGGCUCAUCAAGGAGUUUUUGUGGAUUGAUGGGAAAUUCUGCCACUGCUUAAAGUGGAUAAAUCACAUCGUCUACAAUCUUGCAUAACAGCUGUCAACCACAGUUUGCAGAAUCUGGCUGUGUGACAUCUAUCGGAAAAGGUCCACGGUUCUCCCCAGUUUACAGAAGCACUUUAGGGCUCAUUUUCAACACUUGCAGCCCAGGCAGUAGGUCAAGCGGUGUGGGACAUCACCUCAGUGGGUUCUACAAGGGAUUUGGGAGGGUUCCUGGAUCGUGGUGGGUGCAUUCCUCCUUGGUCAUCAUUCAGCAAAGCUGAAAACCACCCUGAGUGUGCCUGGGGUCUGAGUGUAUACAAGAUGUAUCCCUGGUUUCGUACUUCAAUGGCUGUUGUAAAACAUUCUUUCUCUCCAUCAGAGAGACACAGUAACGUCCAUGUUCUGGCUUUGAUACUUUCUUGUGAUUAGACUGGUACAAGAGUUUUUUUAAAGCUCUCCUGUUUUCUACAGAACCUGAAGUAUUGGGGUAGUGUUCUAAUUACCCCGUCUGCACAGAAACCUCUCACUAAGAGUUGGUACCUAGCUGACACUGUCCGUAAGUGUCUGUUGCGUUGAUAGCCACUGCUCGGAGCCCUCGGCUUGGGAAAGGGUUCCUCUUGCUCAGUGCCACACAGGGAGGCUAGUGUAGCCAGUUGACCAGUGGUGUUGACCACAGUCUAUUUAUCUCGUACACGCACUACACAAAGAACUUGCUGUUGGUGAGAGAGGUUAAUUGCUAUGACCUGUGUAACUCUUAACCUCCACAAGGAAGCUGGCAUCCUCUGGGUGAGUUUUGCAAUAGGUUCUAAUGGCUUUUUUGCAAAAAUUGUUGCUGUAUAAUUCUCUACCUGAUCUUUGAGGUGGUUUCUCAUCGCCUGGAAUACUCUUUGUCAGCUAAUUGAAGAAUGCUACCUUUUUAUCCUCAGACCCUUAAGAAGUUGGCGGUUUUAACCUUUCAAAUGUGUUGGUGUUUGAGUUAGUUGCACAUAUAAAGACUAUAUAAUCGUGAAUUUAAGCAAUAAGAUUUUUACAGCAGUAACUCAAUGUACAACCCUAUGGGUUUUUAAGAAAACCACUGCUCCCGUUUAAAUGUGCAAAACUGCUUUCAUACCUCAGUAUUCCAAAUUAAAUAAAGUUGUUAAACCAUUUAAUG
Messenger RNA from Pristis pectinata (smalltooth sawfish), 3036 nucleotides. RefSeq names its product kelch-like protein 20. Gene Ontology annotation, molecular function: protein binding. The record is from RefSeq and is a predicted model, not a curated record. The coding region runs from base 90 to 1877 and encodes 595 amino acids. NCBI's taxonomy places the organism in Eukaryota, Metazoa, Chordata, Chondrichthyes, Rhinopristiformes, Pristidae. The transcript has 9 exons.